Messenger RNA from Nerophis lumbriciformis (worm pipefish), 2312 nucleotides. It is a transcript of the gene clul1, whose product is annotated as clusterin-like 1 (retinal). Gene Ontology annotation, cellular component: nucleus. Gene Ontology annotation, molecular function: misfolded protein binding. The record is from RefSeq and is a predicted model, not a curated record. Lineage: Eukaryota; Metazoa; Chordata; Actinopteri; Syngnathiformes; Syngnathidae.
GAGGAUCAAAGUCCAGCUGGAAGGAGCACAAAUAGACUUGCUCUCAUUCUGACAAUCCACACUGCAGGACAAUCAGCACUUUGUGUUUCCAGACAUGAAAGUUGUGCUCAGUCUGCUUGUGUUGGCGUCGCUCCUUCUCAAUGGAAGUGAUGCAGCGGGGGAACAAACACCCUCAGAGGACGCUUUAAAAGAGCUGUCCCAGGCUGGAGAGGAGGUGGUGGGCGAGGAGGUGAGGCGAGCGUUGUACGGCGUCAAUCAGAUGAAGGAGGUGAUGUGGAGGAACGAGCAGAAGCACAAGCACCUGAUGAAGUCUCUGCAGCACAGCAGCGACAAGAAAAAGGGGGCGGCACAGCUGGCUCAGGAGGUGUCCGGGAAGCUGCAGGAGGCCGAGGAACACUGCAGGACCUCCUUCCAGUCCGAGUGGGAUCAGUGCAGACCCUGCUUGGAGGACGCCUGCAAAUCCUUCUUCAGCAGCACAUGUCGCAGAGGCUUUGCCACUUUCCAAAGCAAAGUGGAGAACUUUUUCCACAGGGUGUCCCGACACUUCAGCUUCAGUGAACCCCAACUGGAAGCGGGUGACAUCCUGGUGAACCAAGACCCAGAGGACCCUGACCUAGAGGUGGUCCGCAUCCAGGACUCCUUUACCCGCCUGAGCCGUAAAGUGGGGAUGCUGGUGAACAACAGCGUGGCCUUGGCCUCCAGGAUGAGUGACAAGCUGGACCGAGCUCUCCAGAAGGCUCUACUGAGCGGGGCCCUCGUCCCCACCACCGUCACCACCGCAGACCCCGACGACACAGCCCGCGACUCGGCCUUUCUGCAGGGGGUGGGCUUGGAGGAGGUGCUGGACUCCUUCUUGGACUUUGGCCGCAGCGUGGUGGAGGAGUUUGGGGCGGUGGUGACGCAGGUGUUUGAUGACCUGCAUGGGACACAGGUGGAUGACAAAAAGAGAGAGAAAAGCGUCCCCCCGCGCUUCCUGCGGAACCGGAAGCUGUGCCGAGACCUCCGCAAGCAGUCGUCCGAGUGCUGGCAGCUCCAGAACCGGUGUGAAGCCUGCCGGGGUGCCUUGCUCACAGAGUGUCCCGGCGUGAGGGAGCUCCACGUGGAGCUGGACCAGGUGUCCCAGCUGAUGGGCGUGUCCACGGAGCAGUACGAGGAGAUCCUGUCCAUCGUGCGGCGGCACGCCGACGAGACCACCAGCUGGCUGGGCGACAUGGUCGCAGAGUUCGGCUGGGUGGCGCAGGCGGCGGCCGACGGCAGUGGACCACAGAACCUUUUCCACGUCACCAGGGUGGCACCAAAGAGCCAAGACCUCAAUUUGUCAGCAGCAGAGACCCAAGUGGAAGUGAACAUCCUCAACUCUCCCUCCUUCAUCCUUUCCGUGCCGAGGGAGCUGGACCUGCAGGAGCCGCCGGCCUUCAUCCAGUAUGUGGUCCAGGAGGCUCUGGGGAAGUACAGGGACUUGGUCAGGUACGAGACCGAGGAGUAGACGACGGCCAAUCCCAGAGCUCCGUAGAACUGCACAGUUAGAAGGAUUUAACAACCAAACCAGACUUCUUACCUGCCGCCGGCUGAAGUAGACGCAGAAACAUUCCAACAAAGCUUGAUUUGACGCAAAACCUAAAUUGUCAAGUAAACAGUUUAUUUUUUUUUCCUGUACAAAAAUUCUAUUAGCAUUUUCUGUCAAUAGUUCAAGUCCUAACUUUAGGAACAAUCACAUAUUAGGUUCUCAACAUAAAACAGAAUUAAAAAAUACAAUAAAAAAAGUUAACAUCUUUGUCCAAGUUAUUCUUACGCUAUGUUCCCCCAUCACUGGACAGACAGUAAACAUAGUUUAAGUUAUGUUUGAGUUGAUGGAACAUAAACUGACAUUACACGACAAAGAAAACUCAAAUCCAUUGAUGUUUUUGAAUGUGUGCUAGGUCAGACAUGACACUGUGCUUUCCACGCCCAUACAAUAAUAAUACAACACCUGCAUGGUCACAAGAAACAUUGUUUUUGUUUUUUUUUUGCUUGAAAGUUAGUUUUUGCAUGAAGAUGCUGUCAGUUUGAAAUGCAUUAAAAAAAAAAAGGUAGAAAAGUCAUCUUGUCAUUCAUCCACCCGCUCGCACUUUCUACAACACAUCUUCUGCACAUUUGUCCCCCGCGUACACUCCUGCCAACACAACAAACUACUGUACAUAUUAGAGAUGCGCGGAUAGGCAAUUAUUUCAUCCGCAACCGCAUCACAAAAGUCGUCAACCAUCCGCCAUCCACCCGAAUUUAACAUUUAAUCAACACCGCACCCGCCCGUUGUUACCGUAUUUUCCGCACUA